Messenger RNA from Saccostrea echinata, 1421 nucleotides. RefSeq lists its product as uncharacterized. Lineage: Eukaryota; Metazoa; Mollusca; Bivalvia; Ostreida; Ostreidae. The record is from RefSeq and is a predicted model, not a curated record. The transcript has 5 exons. The coding region runs from base 36 to 1268 and encodes 410 amino acids.
ACUCUUAACAGUCAGAGGGCAAGCUGUGACGGGGGAUGAUCACAGCUGCAUGCAGCAUGAGGUUUCUUAUAAUAUUGGCUGCGGCCCUAGCGGUGGUUAGGGCCGGAUCUUAUGGAGGGGGAUACGGACAUAAGGGGCAUGGUGGUGUACACCAUUAUGAUGUUCCUGUCGGAGCUGGUAUAGGAGGAGGAUAUGCCGGAGUCAGUCUCGGAGGAGGCGGAUUCGGAGCCGGUAUAGGAGGAGGCUAUGUCGGAACUGGAAUCGGAACAGGCAUUGGAGCCGGAAUCGGAACUGGUCUUGGAGCCGGUGUCGGAGGAGGCUAUGUCGGUGGUGUCGGACAGGAUAUUGGAGUCGUAGAAGAUGUAUAUCUUGGAGGGACUGCCGGAGGUCUCGGUGGUGGCGCUGGUUUGGUAGGUGAUGUCGACGUCUAUACCGGAGUCGAUGGCAGAGGACUUUAUGAUACAGAAAUUUAUGACACUGGUAUCGGAGGCUAUGACGUUGGACUUGAUUAUUAUGGUGACGUUGGUGGAUAUGGUGGAUAUGGUGGUGGCGAGGUCACGGUUCUCACUAGAGCUAACCGAGGAAUAUUUGAACCCAUCUUGAGCAGAAUAACGGGACCCAGGUAUGAGCUUGAAAGAGGCGUCGUUCUUAAUGGAGGAUACGGUGGCGUAGGUUUUGGAGGCUCCUAUGGACCUGAAAUCAUUAGUGAUGUUGAAUACACCGUUGGUGAUGGUGGCUAUUACCAAGGAGUAGGAGGAGGAAUAGCACUUGGGGGCGGCGGUGGUUAUUUAGUAGACGGAGGUUACGGUGGAGCAGUGGUUGGGGGCCCAGUUGUUGGAGGUUACGGUGGAGCAGUGGUGGGGGGCCCAGUUGUUGGGGGUUACGGUGGAGUGGUAGGAGGCCCAGUUGUUGGAGGUGCUGUAAUCGGCGGGGGCUAUCCAGUAGCAGGUGGUGGCGUAGUCGGCGGGGGCUAUCCAGUAGUAGGUGGUGUAGUAGGUGGUGGCGUAGUCGGCGGGGGCUAUCCAGUCGGCGGUGUAGUAGGUGGUGGCCCAGUGAUAGUUGGUGGUGCACCAGGAUAUGCACCAGCCGGUGCUGCACUUGGUGCUGCAGUCGGUGGCACUGUUGGUGGUGCUCUUAACACUGUAGGAAAUGUUGCAGCUGGUGCCGUCAAUACAGUGGGUAAUGUUGCUGGUGCUGCUCUCGAUGGCACCGUCAACUUUGCCAAUAACGUGGCGGGCGGAUUACAGGCAGGUCUGCAAGGAAAAUAAGUUUUCAGAUCUCCUACCCUUGUGAAUCAAAACUCACAAAAAUGACUUGGACUUUCUAUUCGACUUUCCUCGACGUUUUUCCCUUUUCCUAUUAUACAUCCAUCUGUGAUUACGGGCAGUCAAUACUAUAAUAAACUUUUUUUUAAUAAAAAA